Messenger RNA from Diaporthe citri, 1071 nucleotides. RefSeq lists its product as uncharacterized. NCBI's taxonomy places the organism in Eukaryota, Fungi, Ascomycota, Sordariomycetes, Diaporthales, Diaporthaceae. The transcript has a single exon. The record is from RefSeq and is a predicted model, not a curated record. The coding region runs from base 1 to 1071 and encodes 356 amino acids.
AUGGGUGCAGCAGCCCAACAGGUCCCUGCGGCGGCCGCGUUGAUCAGCAGAAAUGCCGAGGCGUCAAACACGACAGACUGCUCUCGGGAAUGCAUGACGGACAUCAUUGUUACCCAGAUCCUCGACUCAGCGGUGGCUCACAAUCCGUCGACCUUGCCACUGGCAUCAACGUACAAAGCGACCGAGAACUCGCAUCCGGCAGCCCUUGCCAUGAUGACUUUAUGGCACACGGUCACCAAGGCAGGCACUCCCGACCUGCUCGCAAUUGACACUACAAACGGCACUGCGUACUUCGUCCUGGACGUCAGCGAGGGAAACGACGCAAUGCCACCAGUCCUUCGGGGCCGGAUCGCGGUGGUCGACCAGCAGAUCACAGAGCUUGAGCUGUUCAUCAACCGCUAUCGCGGCGACCACGGCUUCUCCUACUCGGCCUCAGAGCUCCCUGCGAACUAUGCAGAGUUGAUGUCCCCGCCAGCCAACCGGACCAAAGCGAGUCGAGAAACGCUGUGGAAGCUAAGCGAGGCCCUCUUCGCCGAGUCCAGCGACUUCACAGUCGCCAUCAGUGACGACUGCCAGUUCACCGAGAUAGGCUGGAAGGUCGUCGAUGCUGGGACCUACAACAACGGCUCAACCGACCCCCUCGGCUGUGCCUGGCCCGACGAUCAUCCCACCGAUGACAACACACGAGUGGCCCUUGUUUUUCACGAGGAGUUGGGCUUCGUUGUUACCAGUGGGGUGAUCCCGGGCACUGUCUACCCAUACGGCGGGAACGUCUCUGCCUUCAUCCCGAACAAGAUGACCUCAGCUCAGCAGGCGCAGGUGGAUUACAUCGAGUACAUGCAAGCCAGUGAUCCUUCUGUGCCGCUUGUGGCUCCCUUUGGAGGCACUGGCGACACCCUCGAGGUGCUUCAAUACUACAACGAAGAGCUCACAGCUAUGCAGAUCAAAGUCUAUGUGAGCGGUCCCAACAUGACAUCGCCCUGGUUGUGGUCGACGCGGAGAUGCGGCUUUAUAAUCGAGCUUGCGACUGCUGGCUUCGAUGCUGAUUUCUGGGCUCGUGUCUUGGGAUGA